Molecule: messenger RNA, 4569 nt
Organism: Homo sapiens (human)
Lineage: Eukaryota; Metazoa; Chordata; Mammalia; Primates; Hominidae
Gene: OR6C75
Product: olfactory receptor family 6 subfamily C member 75
Exons: 3
Coding region: 401-1339 (312 amino acids)
Biological process (GO): detection of chemical stimulus involved in sensory perception of smell; G protein-coupled receptor signaling pathway
Cellular component (GO): membrane; plasma membrane
Molecular function (GO): olfactory receptor activity; G protein-coupled receptor activity
Source: RefSeq, marked validated
CUCGGAAAGCCACUACAUUAGCCUUCAUUUCAACUAAAAUUUGUAUCAAGGUAAUACUUUUUAAAGCGGCGAUAGGGAAUAUACUGAAACAUUUAGAAGACAGAGAUGUAUUCUGAAAUAUAUAAAAAUAUAAUGAAGGAAAUACAGAAAUAAUUGAUUUAUAAGAUAGAUGCAUCAGCGGAUAGCUAGACACAAUGGAAUGUUAUCCAGCCUCAUAAAAGAAGGAGAUACUGCCACACUGCCAUUUGUGACAUUACGGAUGAACCUGGAAGGCAUUAUGGUAAAUGGAAAGAGCCAGACAGAAAAAAAAUAAUAAUUUUCUUUACUGGUGUCAUAGUUUUCUGGUUUCUUCACCUAUUUUACAGCGAAAAUACAGAAUACUUUUCUAAAGAAAAAAAUAAUGAGAAAUUCCACAGCAGUAACAGACUUUAUUCUUCUUGGAUUGACAAGUGACCCACAGUGGCAGGUUGUACUUUUCAUAUUUCUUCUUGUUACCUACAUGUUAAGUGUGACUGGGAACCUGAUCAUUAUCACCCUCACCCUUUCAGAUCCCCAUCUGCAGACUCCCAUGUAUUUCUUCCUUCGGAACUUCUCAUUCCUGGAAAUUUCAUUCACGUCUGUCUGCAUUCCCAGAUUCCUUGUCACUGUUGUGACAGGAAACAGAACCAUUUCUUAUAAUGGGUGUGUGGCUCAGCUAUUUUUUUUCAUCUUCUUGGGGGUGACAGAAUUUUACCUUCUGGCUGCCAUGUCCUAUGACCGCUGCAUGGCCAUCUGCAAACCUCUUCAUUACACAAUCAUCAUGAGCACCAGAGUGUGUACCCUUCUUGUCUUUAGCUCCUGGCUUGCAGGGUUUCUGAUCAUCUUUCCACCAGUAAUGCUUCUGCUGCAGUUGGAUUUCUGUGCCUCCAAUGUAAUUGAUCAUUUUAUCUGUGACUCUUCUCCAAUGCUGCAGCUCUCUUGCACAAACACUCACUUUCUAGAACUCAUGGCAUUUUUUUUAGCUGUGGUAACACUGAUGGUCACCUUGACAUUAGUUAUUCUCUCCUACACAAACAUCAUCCGGACAAUUCUGAAAAUUCCUUCUAUGAGUCAAAGGAAAAAAGCCUUUUCCACUUGCUCCUCCCAUAUGAUAGUUGUCUCCAUCUCUUACAGUAGCUGUAUCUUCAUGUACAUUAAGACUUCUGCCAGAGAAAGGGUGACUUUAAGCAAAGGAGUAGCUGUGCUCAAUACCUCAGUGGCUCCUCUCUUGAAUCCCUUCAUAUACACACUGAGAAAUAAGCAAGUGAAGCAAGCCUUCAAGAGCAUGGUCCAGAAGAUGAUUUUUUCUUUAAAUAAAUGAAUGUGAUUAUGUAAAAAAUGUACCCCCAAAGGCAAAGCUGAAUGAAAAACUCUCUACCCUUCUCUACAUGAACUCUUUCUAAACACCUUAUUUCACACUUUUAGUUAGACAUAGUUACAUAUCAUCAACACUUCUUAAUGAAAUUAGCCUAAAAACCAAGAUUUAGCUCUUCUAAACUAUAUAGAAAGUGUUCGCUCUCUCACCUAUGUAACUAAAUUUUAGGUAAAUUAAUAAUUACUAUGGUUUAUUGAGGGAUAGCAUUGGGAGAUAUACCUAAGGCUAGAUGACGAGUUAGUGGGUGCAGCGCACCAGCAUGGCACAUGUAUACAUAUGUAACUAACCUGCACAAUGUGCACAUGUACCUUAAAACUUAAAGUAUAAUAAAAAAUAAUAAUAAAAUAAAGGCAAAAUAGAUUCUUCAUUCAUAAAAUAGAGGUAGCUAUAAAUUAAAAACUUACUAAAACCACAUUCAACUAUGAAAUUAAUUUUAUAUGAAAUGUUUAAACUAUGUAUCUUAAUUAAUAUAUCUAAAAUUUUUUCUUCAAUGUCACCAGGAAAAACAUGUUAUAAAACUAAAAGCAUCAUUAAAAUGUCUCCUUGUAUUUGUCAAUAAAAUGUAGUUAAAAUGUGUGUAAACAUUAAAUAAAAGUGUAAGACAAAUGUGCAGAGAUAUUAUCUCUGUUGUUUGAAUUAAGGCUGUAUUACUUUUUGUCUUAGCUUUCCUAGAAAAAAAGAGCAAAGCGUAAUCAAAGAGUUGAUAUUAUUUAUCUUAUAUUUUCCUUUGAUAAUAUUUCCUUAAAAAUAGAUUAUUUAACAGAGAACUUUUCUGUUUCUGCCAAUAUUUUAAAAGAAAAACCAUGAUCUAUGAAGGCAAUUCAUAUUUGUGUUCAGAUUCCUUAUAUUGAUACAAAAUUGCCUUACUACUGAUAUGAUGAAGAAAAUGACAAAGUAAGAGUCUACAAUGGUGUGAUACUGCCCUUUUAUAAGGUAUUCGGCGAAUGAUGACGUGGUUUAUUAAUGUCUUGGUUUUUCCUUUUCUAGUAAACCUAUAAUAUUUUAUUUAUCUUUCCAUUGUCUCCUUCACAGGUUUCACUCCCCUCACCUAUAUCCAAGAAAAUGACUUUUAGAGGUAUUUGAGAACUGUAAAAAAUGUGUUCAAGCCCACUUCCUAUAGUUAAUGAGUCCCUCAACUCCCAUGUAUCAUUAAGAAAAUUGGUUGUUGAAUCCAGCAGCACAUCAAAAAGAUAAUUCACCACGAUCAAGUGGGCUUUAAACCUGGAUGCAAGGAUGGUUUAACAUACACGAAUCAAUAAAUGUGAUUCACCACAUAAACAGAACUAAAAACAAAAACCAUAUGAUCAUCUCAAUAGACACAGAAAAAAUAGUCAAUAAAUCCAACAUCCCUUUAUGACAAAAACACUCAACAAACCACGCAUUGAAGGAAAAUAGCCCAAAAUAAUAACAGCCAUCUGUGACAGACCCACAGCCAAUAUCAUAAUAAACUAGCAAAAGUUGUAUGCAUUCUUCCUGAGAACUGGAACAAGACAAGGAUGUCCCCUCUCAGCACUCCUAUUCAACAUAGUACUGAAAGCCCUAGCCAGAGCAAUCAGGCAAGAGAGAGAAAUGAAAGGCAUCCAAAUAGGAAAAGAAGAAGUCAAAUUAUCUCCGUUUACUGAAAAUAUAAUCCUGUACCUAAAAAACUUUAAAGGUUCCUCCAAAAAACUCCUAGGCCUGAUAAACUACUUGAGUAAAGUUUGAGGAUAUAAAAUCAACAUAGAAAAGUCAGUAGCAUUUCUAUACACCAAUAACAUUCAAGCUGAGAACCAAAUAAAAAACGCAAUCUUGGCUGGGUGUGGUGGCUCAUGCCCGAAAUCUCAGCACUUUGGGAGGCCAAGCGGGGAGGAUUGCUUGAGCCCAGAAGUUUAAGACCAGCCUUGGCAACAUAGUGAGACUCUGUCUACACAAAAAAAUUUAAAAAUUAGCUAAGCAUGGUAGCAUACACCUGUGGUCCCAGCUACUCAAGAAGAUGAGGUGGGAGAAUUGCUUGGACCUUGGAGGUUGAGGCUGCAGUGAGCUCUCAUCAUGCCACUGCACUCCACCCUGGACAACAGAGUGAGACCCUGUCUCAAAAAAAUAAAUAAAAGUUGUCCAAACAUGGUGGCUCACGCCUGUAAUCCCAGCACUUUGAGAGGCUGAGGCUGGUGGAUCACUUGAGGCCAGGAGUUCAAGACCAGCCUGGACAGCAUAGCAAGACCCUAUCUCUACUUAAAAAUAAAAAAACAAGAUGCCUGUAAUUCCAGCACUUUGGGAGGCCAAGGCAGGCAAAUUACUUGAGUACAAGAGUUCAAGACAAGUCUGAGCAACAUGGUGAAACCCCAAUCUCUACAAAAAAUACAAAAAUUAGCUGGUCACGCUGGCAUGCACCUGUAGUCCCAGCUACUUAAGAGGCUGAGGUGGAAGAAUCGCUUGAGUACAGGAGGUGGAGGCUACAGUGAGCCAAGAUUGCACCACUGCACUCCAGCCUGGGCGAUAGAGCGAAACUCUAUCUCGAUAAAAUAAAACAAAAUAAAAAAGUUAUUUUAAAAUUUCUAAAACAAGAAAAGAAAAUUGGCUGUCUUGGGACAGUAGCUAUGAAUCUGACUAGAUACAGGAUAAAUGGAUUUUAGUUUGAUUCCUUGAUUUUCAGCUUUGUCUGAUAUACAGGUGAAUGUAAAGAGCUCUACAGGUUUUCUAAGUCUGUGACAAAUACUUUUUUUUAUAGAUGUGAGCGUCCUUCAGCACUUGUCUAUUUCUUACCAUUGUGUUUUAUGGAAUGGCAUACUUUUUUUUAAAACAGAUUAUAAUAUAAUAUCAUCACAAAAUGAAAAUUACAUGAUAAUGAUUACAUGAUUAUUUCAUUAUGAAUUCUUUAUUGUGGCAAUUUGUAAAGAAAUGAGACAUUGUAAGUUUGCUUUUAUUAAGAUUACAACAAGUAAGCAGAAAUGCAAAAGUGAAAAUCAGGAGUGUGGAAACAACAUGCAAACGUUAACUAAGUGAAGAUAAAGUAUAUAUACAUAUACAACUACAUGAUAGAUAGAUAGAUAAAGAGAGAUAGAGGGAAAGAGAGGGAAAGAAGAGAAACUGGAAAAUUAGAGAGUAAGGGAAAGUAAAUUUUCUUAAUCCACAAAAACUUAUCUGAAGAAGUUGAUUCUAAUGUUCAAUAAAUGUAAACCCAUGAAAAUCACUAUGAA